CCCACCCAUACCGUCCACUCCAAUUCCUGUAUUCAAGAAAUACGCAUACUAUGAUGGAAAAGGAAAGCUUCUCAAACAAAUGUAUAAAGAAAGCCGUGCAUGCUAGAGUAGCUCGCAGCCGGGCAGGCAUCGAUGAUCUUCCCACUGAAAUACUGAUGGAAAUUCUCAUCUUAUCACCUCCCAUCCCUUUCCGCUUCUACCCUUACUUCACCCCAUACCAUUCCGGAUUCAUGUGGUUCUUCACCUUGACUGCGGUGUGCAGACGCUGGCGUCACAUCGCUUGGGGCACAGCUCGGCUCUGGAACAACCUCUAUUGGGCUAGAGACAUGACCCACCCCGGAAACUGUAUCGAGCUACAGUUGCAGCACCUUCACAGACUCACUCACGUCCCAAUAUUCUUCACGAUUGAGCUAUCAGACGAAGCUGCUCUCUCGACGUGUCGUGCUAUCGUCAUCGGGCUCGAGGGUCGGGUGAAAGGGCUGAUAGUUGAUUUGAGCUUUGAAACGAUGGUUCAGUAUGAAGACAGCUGGGACUCGGAUGACGAGUCCAUCGACAAUCAACAUGAACUAGAUCUCUAUAACCGCGCCCUCACAUGGAUCAACAGGUUCACCGGACUAGAACGUCUCCAUCUGUAUGAGCUCUCCGAUUUAAGGCCAUUCUUGGAACUGCCCUCGUUCAGGCGGCUCACCCAUGUUCACGUUGAGAUGGGUCCAGACGACGAAACUGCCGAGAAGGUCGCAGAACUUGAUCUUCCAAACUUACAGUCUCUUAACGUGGAAGCCGAUUAUGACUUUUGCGUGAACUUGCAUCAAUUCUUCCAAAACGCUCCCAACCUUACGGAAUUGCUGUUAUACGUCCCAAGAGUCCAGGUGCUUCCAGACGACAGCCAAACCAGGGCUACACACAGGAAGCUUGAGCGCCUCACCAUCUAUGAUUACGAUUUCACCUGUGACGACUUCUUCCACUCAGUCAACUUACCUGCGUUGACUCAUCUAGCCGUCUUUGUCUUGGAGCUGGAUGGCAUUGAGAAAACGGUCGCUCCGCUCCUUGGGCGUCUCAGGCCACUCGGACGGCACCUUCGGCGUCUGACUCUCUUGUCAGACGACCUUGUGCCAGAAUUCGAGGAGUUGGUGGAGAGGGGCUUCUUCGACGAAAUCAACGAUGCAUCUACUUUCAGGAAGCUUAAGAAGGGGAAAGCCACCAACCUAUUCAACCACGCAGGUCGAUUCCAGGAGCGGAAGGAUCAGUGGCACGCCAGCGAGUGCCGCGAGAACGAGGGAUGCUGCUGUGAGAUGCGGGAGCUGGAUUUGAAGGAGUUGAUGGAUGACAUUCAGAGUGUCAAGGUGAAAUUUAACAUUGCGACCUUAGACUUCUCGGAGUAUCACACCGCGACGAGGAUCUUUAGGGAAAGCAAAGCGAGCUGGUUUGAUAAUAGCCAUACCCCGGGAUGGUAGCGGUACUUUAGAGAGUGUCCUAAGCCUGUAAGGCUCGGAUGUCCAACUAGCUAUGUUCACC
Messenger RNA from Coniophora puteana RWD-64-598 SS2, 1515 nucleotides. RefSeq lists its product as uncharacterized. The transcript has 2 exons. The record is from RefSeq and is a predicted model, not a curated record. Lineage: Eukaryota; Fungi; Basidiomycota; Agaricomycetes; Boletales; Coniophoraceae. Bases 51 to 1454 code for a protein of 467 amino acids.